AUGAUUCAACGGGCAAGACAUUCGCCACUCCACAUCCAUGACCUCAGCGAUUCGUACUCCACCGCUACACAAGGUCCAGACGCUUUUCACGAUAUCAUCACAAAUACUGUCCGCCAGCAGAUCUCGCGCAUACAGGAACUCGGUUUGGUAACAUAUAUACCUCCACCCGAAUCGGACCAGACUCCUUUCUUACUCUCGCUUACUACUGCGGCACCGAUGCUCAAGUCGCUCAAGAUACAAACACAGUAUCAGCUCGGUAGGGACACCAUCGAUCUUCCUUCCGACUUCCUUGGUGGCCAUUUCCCCCUCCUUCAAAGGAUCGACCUCACUCUACUAGCAACCAACUCGUGGACCAUGUUAUCAUCGGGAAGCCUGGUCUACAUGCAUAUCAACCUCUGUAUCCCCCAUUCAUCUUAUGAUCCACUUCUGGACAUGCUUGCGGCCAAUCCUGGACUACAAGACGUCAGUCUCUGCAAUUGUCUACCGGCUCAUUCCGUACCAUACCGUGGUCGAAAAGCCGUCGAACUCCCCAGCCUUAAGGUCCUCUGCUUAAAAGGCUGGGACUCCACCUGCGCGAAUAUUCUACAGGCUCUCCGAAUGCCUGCCAAGGCUGACUUGAUUCUAAACGAAAUUGAAUCCUCACGGGACCAUUUCAGAUCUCUUUUCGCAGAGUUCGAAGCUCACUUCGCUCGAGGGUCUACUGAAGAUUUUCGUCACCUUCACACCACAUGUUCCAGCUCGAGGUUCGAGGUUCACUUGACGACACAUCUCAACACGAAAGGGGUGUCUAGCUUUGAUCCAUCGCGAUAUUCUUUUACCUUCUCUACGGCAUUCAUCCCGGACGUCACGGGCACUGCAGUCAUCUGCCGUGCUUUCGACAAGCUCCCCGUUGCCAACAUCGAGACGCUCUCCCUGCGAAAUGCCGCGAUCCGCCCGCUGUGGGUUGACGGUCUCGCUCGCCUGCAGCGCAUCAAGUCCAUCACUAUUGAGGACGAGCUGCGUAAUAGUCAGCCUUCUGAAUCUAUACUGUUCGAGAGCGGACAGCACGGGCUCGUUCACUACUUUCCCGAGUUGAAGGAACUUAAGAUUGUGAAGACCAACCUUUGCGAUCGGUACCCUUACCCGGAUGGGAAAUGUAGCCAGGCCGCACUGCUAUCGCUUCUGAUUCGCCGUUCCGAGCUCCAGCCUGCCGCCAGUCAACUCGAGCGCCUUCAUAUUCUUGACUGCACAGUCUCGUUCGAUAAUAUUUGGAGACUUGAGGCUGUCGUACCGAUUGUUGAAGCGAAUGGCGGACGCAAAGGGGAGUAUUCCGACGGGAAGGCGAACAAGAAGGGCAAACGGACCUGA
Stereum hirsutum FP-91666 SS1 is the source of this 1347-nucleotide messenger RNA. RefSeq lists its product as uncharacterized. The record is from RefSeq and is a predicted model, not a curated record. The transcript has a single exon. Bases 1 to 1347 code for a protein of 448 amino acids. NCBI's taxonomy places the organism in Eukaryota, Fungi, Basidiomycota, Agaricomycetes, Russulales, Stereaceae.